CCCUUCGCUCAAACUCAAAUCAAACCCCAACCAAAACCCCAAACUCACUUUCUCCACUCUCUCCAUUCACAAUGCCUUCAAUCCCCGAAGAGCCUCUCCUCGCUCCCAACCCCGACCGCUUCUGCAUGUUCCCAAUCCAGUACCCCCAAAUCUGGGAAAUGUACAAGAAAGCCGAAGCCUCUUUCUGGACGGCGGAGGAGGUCGACCUCUCGCAGGACCUCCGCCACUGGGACUCCCUCACCGACGGCGAACGCCACUUCGUCACCCACGUCCUCGCCUUCUUUGCCGCCUCCGACGGCAUCGUCCUCGAGAAUCUCGCCGGCCGCUUCAUGAAGGAGAUCCAAGUCGCCGAGGCUCGCGCCUUCUACGGCUUCCAAAUCGCCAUCGAGAACAUCCACUCCGAGAUGUACAGCCUCCUCCUCGAAACCUACAUCAAGAGCUCCGACGAGAAGCACCACCUCUUCCACGCCAUCGAAACCAUCCCCUGCGUUGCCAAGAAGGCCCAAUGGGCCCUGCGCUGGAUCGACUCCUCCGACUCCUUCGCUGAGCGCAUCGUCGCCUUCGCCUGCGUCGAGGGAAUCUUCUUCUCUGGAAGCUUCUGCUCCAUUUUCUGGCUCAAGAAGCGCGGCUUGAUGCCUGGCCUCACUUUCUCCAACGAACUCAUUUCCCGCGACGAGGGGCUUCACUGCGACUUCGCCUGCCUCUUGUACUCUCUGCUGAGGAAGAAGCUCAGCGAGGAGCGCGUGAAGGAGAUCGUGAGGGACGCUGUGGAUAUCGAGAGGGAGUUUGUGUGCGACGCGCUUCCGUGCGCGUUGCUGGGGAUGAAUGGGGAGUUGAUGGGUCAGUACAUUGAGUUUGUGGCGGAUCGUUUGUUGGUUGCGCUUGGCUGCGGGAAGGUGUACAAUGUUCAGAACCCUUUUGACUGGAUGGAGCUGAUUUCGUUGCAGGGGAAGACCAAUUUCUUUGAGAAGCGCGUGGGGGAGUAUCAGAAGGCUUCGGUCAUGUCUAACUUAAAUGGGGAUGAUGGGAUCCACGUGUUCAAGAUGGAUGAAGAUUUUUAAUUUUUACUGUUCUUAAUUAGAUUUGUUAGUGGGUCUUUUACUGUCGUGGGUUUAUGUUAUUUUAUUUGCUGUGAAUUUUUUUUCUUGAGGAAUGAUAAAGUAUAGUUUCAGUUUAUUUGGGUU
This is a messenger RNA of Cajanus cajan (pigeon pea), 1184 nucleotides long. It is a transcript of the gene TSO2, whose product is annotated as Ferritin/ribonucleotide reductase-like family protein. Gene Ontology annotation, biological process: deoxyribonucleotide biosynthetic process. Lineage: Eukaryota; Viridiplantae; Streptophyta; Magnoliopsida; Fabales; Fabaceae. Gene Ontology annotation, molecular function: oxidoreductase activity. The record is from RefSeq and is a predicted model, not a curated record.